This is a messenger RNA of Calliphora vicina (urban bluebottle blowfly), 1865 nucleotides long. Its product is annotated as putative inorganic phosphate cotransporter. The coding region runs from base 110 to 1579 and encodes 489 amino acids. The record is from RefSeq and is a predicted model, not a curated record. Gene Ontology annotation, biological process: monoatomic anion transport; transmembrane transport. Lineage: Eukaryota; Metazoa; Arthropoda; Insecta; Diptera; Calliphoridae. Gene Ontology annotation, molecular function: transmembrane transporter activity. Gene Ontology annotation, cellular component: plasma membrane. The transcript has 5 exons.
UCGAAAUAAAAUGUCAUUUAUGAAAAUUUUUGUAAAAUAAAUUAUUCCAUAUCAAUAUUAAAAAUUAACUGAAAAUUAUUUAAUAGUAAAUUUUGAUUUAUAUAGCGUUAUGGCAGAUACAUCCGUUUAUAUACAAAAACCGCAGCCAGAAUGGGGUGUUAAGAUAUCAAAAUAUAUAUUUAUACCUGAACGCGUUAUUCUGGCGGUGAUGGGGUUCUUUGCCGCUGUAAAUGCCUACACAAUGCGAAUUUGUUUGUCAAUGGUUAUACCAGCCUUGGUUUUACCUCGAAAUUAUACUGAUGAAAAAGUUUCUGAAACUCAUUGUCCCGUAUCAGAAAAUCUAUUUGAAGAUGAUGGGAAUCCACUUUCCGGUACACAUGAUUGGUCGCAGCCAAUGCAAGGAUUUAUUUUAAGCUCUUUUUAUAUUGGCUACGUAAUCACCCAUGUGCCCGGAGGUGAAUUGGCUAAAAUAUUCGGCGCUAAAUGGGUUUUAAGUUUGGGUCUCCUAUUUACUACAAUCUUUACCCUACUAACACCAUUGGCUAUUGACUAUACCGGUCAUGUAGGUUUAAUUGUAACUCGUAUUUUAAUGGGGUUGGGACAGGGAACAACAUAUCCGGCGUUAAGCGCUUUAAUUGCUCAUUGGGUGCCGAAAAAUGAGAGAGGUGUAACAGGUGCUGCUAUAUUAGGUGGUGGACUAAUGGGUACAAUUAUCGGCAAUUUACUGUCUGGAUUUUUAUUGGCCAGAAGUGGUUGGGCCUCGGUGUUUUAUACAUUUGGCUGGCUAGCGUUCCUUUGGUUUAUAUUUUUUACUUUACUUUGCUUUAGUGAUCCGGCCUCACAUCCCUUUAUUAAACCCAGUGAAAAGGAAUAUUUAACACAGGAAAUGGGAUCUAUAACACGCCGAAGAGAUCUUGGUGCAACACCCUGGAAAGAAAUUUUCACUAGCAUGCCUAUGUAUGCCCUGCUAGUUGGUCAAGUCGGACACGAUUGGGCAUUUUAUAUACUCGUUACAGAUUUGCCAAAAUACCUUAAUGACGUCAUGCAAAUACCCAUCAAAAAGAAUGCACUCUUCUCUUCUUUGCCGUUUGCUCUAAUGUGGAUUAUUUCAAUAAUUGCUGGAAUUGUAUCUGACGCUUUAAUAAAAAAUGAAUAUUUGUCCAUAACAGUAGUAAGAAAGAUUAUGACUACUGCAGGAGCGUUUGGACCCGCUCUGUUUGCUAUUCUGGCUUCAUAUGCCGGUUGUAAUGAGUUGGAAGUUAUAACACAUUUUUGCUUGUGCUUGGGUACAAUGGGUUUCUAUUAUGCAGGUGUCAGGCUUACGCCAAAUGAUUUGAGUCCGAACUACGCAGGUACCUUGAUGGCAAUUACAAACGGAUUCGGUGCGUUUGCGGGAAUUAUAGCGCCGUAUUCUGUGGGCUUGAUGACACCAAAUACAACUAUUCAGGAAUGGCGUCUAGUGUUUUGGGUUGGCGGCUUUAUUCUUUGCACAAGUGCUGUAUUUUAUUGUAUAUGGGGAACUGGUGAGAUUCAGUCAUGGAAUGAACCUAAUCCAAAGAAAGGAUGGGAAAGGGAAUAACUUAAAAAUAUUAGUCUAUAUAUUAUGUAUGUGUAUGUAAUUUGGAGUUGUCAAUAAAUCUAUUGUCAUUGAGAUACUUACAUUAAAUGUCGUCUUAUGUGCAGUUAUUUUAUUAGUCAAAUUUUGUAAACGUAAAUUUUAGUUGUUACAAUAUAUUGUGAAACUAUUUCUAUAAAGUUACCGAAGAAAUCAUAGCUAAAAAAUUAAUUUCCAGCACACGGAUUUCAUUAUGAGAAAGUCAAAUAUUUUCACAACAAUUUUAUCAAUUUUACCCAUAAAAAGUCGA